Messenger RNA from Agelaius phoeniceus (red-winged blackbird), 930 nucleotides. It is a transcript of the gene RNF138, whose product is annotated as ring finger protein 138. The record is from RefSeq and is a predicted model, not a curated record. Gene Ontology annotation, cellular component: nucleus; site of double-strand break. NCBI's taxonomy places the organism in Eukaryota, Metazoa, Chordata, Aves, Passeriformes, Icteridae. Gene Ontology annotation, biological process: double-strand break repair via homologous recombination; DNA double-strand break processing involved in repair via single-strand annealing. Gene Ontology annotation, molecular function: ubiquitin protein ligase activity; single-stranded DNA binding.
GCGGGGCCGGGCUCUCCUCGGCCCGCCAGGGCGGGGCUUGUUCGUCGUCCCCGAUCCUGGCGGAGAGGCCCGUACGUGUUGCCAUGGCCGAGGGGGCCGCGGCGGCCCCGGCGUGCUUCAACGAGGAUGAUUUUUACUGCCCGGUGUGCCAGGAGGUGUUCAAAACGCCCGUGAGGACCGCCAACUGCCAGCACGUGUUUUGCAGGAAGUGCUUCUUGACAGCUAUAAGGGAAAGUGGAACACAUUGUCCUCUCUGCCGGGGGAGCGUGACUAAAAAAGAAAGAACGUAUCCCAAAAGGGCUCUAGAUGUUGAAAACAGUAUGAAGAAAGCUUCUGGGGGCUGUAGAUGCUGUGAGAAGCAGGUUAGAUUUUCAUGGAUGAGACAGCAUUAUAAAACGUGUAAGAAGUAUCAGGAUGAAUAUGGUGUUUCUUCAAUUAUGCCAAACUUACAGAUUUCCCAAGACGCAACAGGGAACAGCAGGAGUGAUGCUAUACCUGAUACUGGCGAGAUGGCAAAUAAUCAAAUACUUCAAGGAGAAACAAGUGGACACCCAACCUUCAAAUGCCCCCUGUGUCAGGAGGCCAAUUUUACCAGACAGCGUUUGCUGGAUCACUGUAAUAAUAGACAUCUUUAUCAGAUCGUUCCUGUGAUCUGUCCUAUUUGUGUAUCUCUUCCUUGGGCAGAUACUAACCAGGUUACUAGAAAUCUUGUUAGCCAUCUAAAUCUAAGACACCGGUUUGACUAUGGAGAAUUUGUGAAUCUUCAGCUUGAUGAAGAAGCCCAAUACCAAAAUGCAGUUCAAGAAUCCUGUCAUGUGAACUUUUAAAGUAGAGCCCCCUUCAUCUUCGUACUGAUUAUCUGAAAGAAAAAUUACUUUAUUCUGUUGGUGAUCCAAAGGGUAUAUUAAUAAAAAUGUUUUUCAGUACCCA